Molecule: messenger RNA, 726 nt
Organism: Arachis ipaensis
Lineage: Eukaryota; Viridiplantae; Streptophyta; Magnoliopsida; Fabales; Fabaceae
Source: RefSeq, a predicted model, not a curated record
UGCAACAAAUCAAUUAAUAUAAAAAGAAAAAUAUUAUUCCUCUCAAAAUCCUCGCGUGGACGCAUUCAAUGUGUCUGUUUUAGACUUUUCGAAGAAACCCAGAAGCAGAACGAAAAAAAGACAGCAAUUUAAGAAUAUAGCUAUGACUACCUCAAAGGGAAGCUGGUCUUUAAAAGUUGUUGUUCCUUCAAUUAUUGUUCCUCUGCUUUUAUCUCUCUUGUUUCUGAAGCUUAUGCCAAAGGAAACUGCCAUGAAAUCCUAUGAGAUAUUUGGGGUUAAGAUCGAGAAGAAUCCACCUCAGUCCAAACUCACUGAGCUUGGUGUCACAACUUGGAAGACAUGGGAAGGUGGUCCAAUGAAAAUUCCAUGGUCAUUUGAAACUGAAGAGACCAUGUACCUGCUGAAGGGAAAAGUGAAGGUUAUUAUUGAAGGUUCUGGUGGUUCUUUUGAAAUUGGAGGUGGUGAUUUAGUUGUCUUCCCAAAAGGAAUGAACAUUACUUGGGAAGUGAUUGAAGCUGUUAAGAAGCACUACAGCUUGAAAAAAUAAUGCUCUUAACUUCAUGUAAUCCUGCUUCAGUUUUAUGACCUAAUUAGUAAUUAGUAUGAACUUUGAUGCAGUAAUAAUGUUCACCUGAGACUGCAGUUCUGUUAGAUUUUACCUUUUGACAAGGAACUUAUUACUAAUCUCUAAUUUUUAUGUUAGAUUUUACAUAUUCUUAGUUGGUU